AACAGACGAAGAAGAACAGCCGCUACCCUCCAGUGAUGUUGCUUGCUGCAACAAGCCCCUGACUGUACACAGCUGCUCAUAACUGGAGUUUGAAGUCGCUUUUGACGAUUUAUUUUCCUCCAGUCUCAACUCGCAUUUAAAUGGAGCCAAAUGGACUCUGCGACCUGUCGGCGGGGUCAAAAGAAAGCCAAUUAAAAAUGCGGAGUGACUUCUUCCGGCUUGGUUUUUAAAGAUGACGUUAGCAUGAGCUUUACGUGGCUUGAUAAUGAUAGUUAGCGGUGAAGCUCGCUACUCUUAGCUUGUUUGGCUCACGUUAAGUUGCUGCUGUUGAGCUGUCGAGUAUCAAUUAAUGGCGUUAAACAGCUAUGUAGAUUAACUUUGAUUAACCUAGUUGGUCAGCAGCAUAACAUAGUAGCUUCUUCCUGUAUUAGCAGUGGAUCUGAGAGACUUCACUGUUUAUGAUUCAUCUGGUGGUUUGAUGGGGCUUUUAAGAACCAUGAUGCCGGCAAAGUUCCAGCUUUUAUCUGUUUUGGCAUUUGGAGUGGCCAUGCUCUUAAUUGAGAACCAGAUCCAGAAACUGGAGGAGUCAAGAGCCAAGCUCGAACAUACCAUUGCCCGACAUGAGGUGGCUGAAGUCGAGCAGCGCCACAGUGAAGACGCUGGGCGGGAAUCGUCACCACUUGCAGAGAAAGAUGACAUGGUGAUCAUCUACAACAGAGUGCCCAAGACGGCCAGCACAUCCUUCACCAACAUCGCCUACGACCUGUGUGGGAAGAAUCACUUCCAUGUGCUGCACAUAAAUACAACCAAAAACAAUCCCGUCAUGUCUCUACAAGAUCAGGUGCGCUUUGUCAAGAACGUCACCUCAUGGAGAGAGAUGAAGCCCGGCUUCUACCACGGCCAUGUAGCUUAUCUGGACUUCUCAAAAUACGGGGCGACAGGCAAGCCCAUGUACAUAAAUGUGGUGAGGGACCCCAUAGAGCGCCUGGUGUCCUACUAUUACUUCUUACGUUUUGGAGACGACUACAGACCUGGCCUUCGACGAAGGAAACAAGGAGACAAAAAGACCUUUGAUGAGUGCGUGUCAUCAGGCGGGUCUGACUGCGCCCCAGAGAAGCUCUGGCUGCAGAUCCCCUUCUUCUGCGGACACCAUUCAGAGUGCUGGACUGCAGGCAGUAGAUGGGCCCUGGAGAAGGCCAAGUACAACCUGGUGAAUGAGUACCUGCUGGUGGGAGUCACUGAGGAGCUGGAGGACUUCAUCAUGAUCCUGGAGGCAGCACUGCCACGCUUCUUCAAAGGAGCUACCGAGCUCUACAGGACAGGAAAGAAGUCCCAUCUGAGAAAGACCACCGAGAAGAAGCCCCCUACCAAAGAGACAAUCGCCAAGCUGCAGCAGUCAGACAUCUGGAAAAUAGAAAAUGAGUUUUACGAGUUUGCGCUCGAACAGUUUCAGUUUUUGCGUGCCCACGCUGUCAGGGAAAAAGACGGAGAACUUUAUGUCCUGGCUCAGAGUUUCUUCUAUGAAAAGAUCUACCCCAAAGUGAACUGAAAGUGCAGCCAGAGACAGACGUGGGCUGCACGGGGACUUUCCACCACUCUCUUACAAGUCAUUUACACUGGGAGGAAGUUCACUUAGCGAUGCUGGUGAACACUCGACUGCUUUUUCUGAUCCUGUUCCAGUCCAGAACGUCCUCUUCAGACUGGACAAAGGACUUUCUACGAGGAAUGUGUCUAAUUUUUUUAUUGCCGGUGCAGCUGUUGAGAGAACCUAUCAUUGAUACAAACUGUGAGAAAGAAUUCCGACCCAGAGCAGGGUGAGAUGUUUGCUGGAUGUGAUAUAUCUCAAAACCCAAACACAAGCAGCCUUUGAUUCAUGAAGUCGUGUGUUUGGUUUUUGGGUGGAGCAGCGAGAUAAAAGCAGCAGACCUCAACGAGUUUAAAAGCAUAUUUUUAAAAAGCACAUAAGCUCAGACAGCUGUUCGGCUCCAUGUUGCGUUAUUUUAUUUCUGCACACUGCAUUUUAGGUGCACAAAUUCUUGUUUACACCUCUAAACUGUUACGAAACAAAAAGAAAAAUCCCAGCUGCAUUUGUACAUAGUAUAUCAACAUGCAGGGAACAUGUUUUUGGACCAAACAGUAGCAAAAGGAAACAGACCAGACCAUUGCAUCCUUUGGUGCGUGACUAUUCUUUUUUUACCCUUCUCUGAUGUUUUUAGACACGUUUAACACAUAGUAUCAGUAUUUUAUCACACAGAUAGGGAUGUGCAUCUUUGAUAGAACUGAUAGCUGCUGUUUGAGCCUGUGACAGGAGCACAGCAGGAGCAGGACAAUGAAAAAUGAGUACAGGGUUUACCAGAGCUUUGAGCUUGGACGGUGAUAGUGCCUUUUAUUACAAUGUUUGGGACAUUUUAUUUUGGCAUCUAGCAAUCAUGUUCUCUUUUUUUCUGUAUUCAUAUGAACUGUUUCUCUUCUGUUUCACACCCCAUUAACAACAUAAACACAAAUUCAUAACUGCAA
Centropristis striata (black sea bass) is the source of this 2517-nucleotide messenger RNA. It is a transcript of the gene hs2st1b, whose product is annotated as heparan sulfate 2-O-sulfotransferase 1b. Bases 479 to 1549 code for a protein of 356 amino acids. The transcript has 7 exons. The record is from RefSeq and is a predicted model, not a curated record. Lineage: Eukaryota; Metazoa; Chordata; Actinopteri; Perciformes; Serranidae. Gene Ontology annotation, molecular function: heparan sulfate 2-sulfotransferase activity. Gene Ontology annotation, cellular component: membrane.